AGUCAAUUUAUUAAUAUGCCUUAUUCUUAAAGUACACUUUAAUCUUUAGUCUAUCUUUUGGUGAUAGAAAACGAAUUGCUCCAAAUUUUUUUCUAUUUUUAUAUCACUUCAAAUUCGACCAUUUCGUUCAGAUUACUGCGACGCAUAAUAUGUAUGAAGUGAUUUAAAUUUAUUAAAUACUUUCAAAAUGACUUCAUAUUGUGCAAUUCUGUCUAUUUAUUGCCUAUUUACCGCCUUUAUAGCGAUUUUUCCGCAGUUUGAGUCACCGGACUCUUAUCAAAUAUUGCUAGUGGAACGUACUUUAAAAUAUCUUUUCUACGGGACUACUAACUUACUGUGUACUGUGUAGUGUAUUAAUGUAAUAUGUAAUAAGGGCUUACUCAAACUCAAUUACUCGAGUUUACACCAUUUGUCUAUCUGAAAAAAAAGGAACUUCUUUUUCAUAAUUUUUUACUGAAUAUAUUACUAUUGACUUUUGAUUAAGUUAUACCUUAUGGUAAGUCAUAACCAAAAUUGUUGUUAUAUUAAAUCAUAGACUUAUUAAUAUCAGGCACCCAUGUAAGAAGCUAUUUUGUUUGUUCAAACAUCUAUGUUUUGUUAUAUAUUGUUUUCUAAAAAAAAAAACUUUCAAAAACGCCCGGCAUUUUUUUCUGUAAACUUUCCUAAUUUAUAUUAAAAAAUAUCAAUACGUUUUUAUAUAUAUUUAACAGUAUUUUUCCAUUUUAUAUUAUAUUUUGUAGGCUUCUACAAGUGAUGAUUUAGAGAUGUUUGGUAGCAUCAAUGAAGACAAAUUAUGUGAAACUGUUUCAGCAGUUAAAAUAAAUGAGGAGGAAGAUUCUGAAAAAAAUUCAUCAGACAACAGUAGUGGUUAGAAUGAAAUAUGAACAAAAAUGUUGACUAAGUAAUUAUAUAAUUAUUAAAUAUUUUAGAAACUAGUGAUGAAUCAGUAGAAAUUGAAGUACCUUUUAAAGUUGGUAUGUGGGAUUUAAAGCAAUGCGAUCCAAAACGAUGUACUGGAAGAAAACUAAUGAGACUAAAAAUGAUAGACAAACUUGGGAUGUUGGCAAAAUUUAAUGGCAUCGUUUUAACACCUGUUGCAAAUGAAGUAGAACUUAAAGUAAUUUUAGUUUUGAUUUUAGUUAUUAACCAUAAUUUUGUAGAGUGUUUCAGCAAAGGACAAUCCAAUUAUAGCUAAAUAUGGUGUAGCCGUUGUGGAUUGUUCUUGGGCACGACUUCAUGAUACUCCAUUUCACAAAUUGCAGCAUAGGACAGCAAAGAAAAACCUAAGACUGUUACCAUAUCUGGUAGCAGCAAAUCCAGUAAACUAUGGACAUCCUCUUAAACUUUCUUGUGUUGAAGCUUUAGCUGCUGUAAUGUAUAUAGCUGAUUAUAAAGAAAUUGGUGACUUAUACAUGUCUAAAUUUAACUGGGGACCUACAUUUAUACGCCUCAAUCAAGAAUUAUUAGAUGGCUAUGCAAACUGUAAAGAUGGAAAAGAAGUUGUUGCUUUUCAAAAUCAGUACUUGGAUCAGCUCGGUAUAAGAUAAAUAUAUUAUAAUACAAAUAUGUAUUAAAUAAUAUAGUUAUUAUAAUUAUUUUAGAAAAUGGAAAUAAUAGAUCAAGCAAUGAGGAAGUUAGUGAUGAAGAACUUUGAAAGAUGUUAUACCAUUACAGUACCAAUAUUUUCUAUGAAGACUGAUUCUAAAAAAAAAUUGAAUAUUAUUUUAAUAAUAAAGUACCUAUUUAGCUUCUAAAUAUAAAUUAUUAACUUACAUUUGUAUAAUACUUAAAUAAAAAAUAAAUAGGUAUUGUUGGUUGCAAAAAAAUAUUGCCUUAACAAAUAAAAACUAACACACUACUUCACAAGACAAGUAGGCCACUAUUGUAAAGGAGAAGUUAUGAAGGUAGGACAAAAGGAAUUUAAUUUAUAUCAAUAUGCAAUAAUAAACUUUUAAAUUUUAGUUAUACAUGUUUUGAAAUAUUGUAAUAUUUAUAAUUUUGUCAAAAUUUCAUAUUAAAAUUAUAAAAAAAAAAUACCACAUCAAAUUCAAUUCUUUUCUUUUUUUUGGUUACAUAGUACAAAUUAUAAUGAACCUACUGUUAUAUGAUCAAGUACUUCUGUUUAAUCUAACAAUUCUAUCCACAGAGAAAACACUAGAAAUAAGUAUCUCAAAAAUUUUGAACAUUUUACCACAUUUAGAAAAUACAAGGUUUUGUAGUUUUAUCAAAACAAAAAAUUGAAAGUAAAAAAUAAUAAAAUCAUAUUAUUUUCAUAAAUUUUCAUUCAUUCUUUCUACGUUUUUUUUUUUUUUUUUGUUUCAUUAAAGUAUAAAAAACCUGGACCUCUAAAGUAAUGCUACUUUAAAUUCUUUAAAAUAAAUUUAAAUUACAUUACACAAAAGAGAAACCUAAUACAAAAUGUACUAAAUUGUCGGUAUAUCUGUUUUCUCACUUUUCUUUGCCUUCAUUUCAACUAUUUGGAAUAGGCCAACCUUGUCCUAAACUUCCACUUAAUCUGAUUUCUCUCUUGCAUAAACCAGCUGUUAUAAUAUUCUCAAUUGCAUUUAUUUUCUUUACAAAUCUUACUACUUUAGAUUCAUUCCUCUCUAUGACAUACUUGUUAUUUAUUAUGAUUAUUUUGUAUAAAAUAUUUUAAUUACUUCUAUACUACUUUUCUGUUAUAUUAAGUACUUUAAUUGUAGAACAUGUUUUGUUUGCACCAUUUUAAAAUAUGUUAUAAUUGUUGAGCUCUCAUAGUUAUUCAACUAGUAGGUAAUAAAAAAUAAAGUAUGAUAUUGGUAUGCAUGCAUUC
Cinara cedri is the source of this 2812-nucleotide messenger RNA. Lineage: Eukaryota; Metazoa; Arthropoda; Insecta; Hemiptera; Aphididae. The record is from the annotation of a GenBank genome assembly.